AUGUAUAAACCUAAUAGGGCAGACCUGAGUUACAGCGAUGCAGAAGACAUCACCAAGACAAAGUCUAUACCAGAGAUUUCAAGAAUUUUGUGCCAGGUUCUGCAAAUUGAGGCCCCUGACCCUCAGCGGGGCAUUCUGCUCGAGCUCUACACAAACAUGGUGCUAUUCUGCAAGCAGCAAAAAUACAAUAAAGAGCAAAUAUCUGUUCUUCUGUCCAUCAUAAAGAAUGUGCAUCAGCUAAACACAGAAACACCCCUUAACAACAUGGACCAGUGUUUUACAUACUUCAGUGAGCUGCUUCUUUGUCAUUCUGUCAGGAGACCCCCUUUCACUAUCGAUCUAUUCAAUUCUGAACAAGUGACUGAGAUUAUGAAAUAUUUCAUGAACACAUAUAUGAGACAUUACAUGCUUUAUAAGUAUGUAUUUACACCUCAGACAUAUUUAGAUUUAUCUUUGUCUUACGUUGGGAUGCCUGAGGAGCUCCCUCCUGAAGAGCUAGAAACCUUAGAAGCAGAAAAUGAAGCUGAAACUGAAGCAGGUGAAGCAAGUGAGCAAGAAACAGCUUCUACAAAAAUCCUGCUCACAGAGACAGCGGCACCUAAACAAGAUCUUUCCCAGAAGGGAGCGCUGAGGACCAUUGUACAAAAGGAAGUAAAGGAGGAAGUGACGCGCUUAACUGCUCAUUUAGAAAAAUGCUUACAGGAAAGUACUGAUCAGCUUAACACGGCACUCACAGCACUGGAGACUAGACUUCAACGUAAAAAGUGACCAGCUGUCUUUGUUCCUGUUGACUCAUUUAUAAAC
Molecule: messenger RNA, 804 nt
Organism: Clarias gariepinus (North African catfish)
Lineage: Eukaryota; Metazoa; Chordata; Actinopteri; Siluriformes; Clariidae
Gene: cfap119
Product: cilia and flagella associated protein 119
Exons: 7
Coding region: 1-768 (255 amino acids)
Source: RefSeq, a predicted model, not a curated record